Messenger RNA from Fragaria vesca subsp. vesca, 1504 nucleotides. RefSeq lists its product as uncharacterized. NCBI's taxonomy places the organism in Eukaryota, Viridiplantae, Streptophyta, Magnoliopsida, Rosales, Rosaceae. The transcript is spliced from 7 exons. The record is from RefSeq and is a predicted model, not a curated record. Bases 100 to 1062 code for a protein of 320 amino acids. Gene Ontology annotation, cellular component: membrane.
CCCUGUUUCAGCUAAUCUUCCAACACUCCCCAAUUCUCUCGCUUCUGACCUAAACCUCUUCGUCACCUCCGCCCUCAAUUUUCAAACCCCUUUCUCAAAAUGACCGUGACGUUGCAAUCCUUCUCGCUCUUAAACCCUAACCCUAGCUCCACCUCUCGCUUCACCAAGGCCGCCACGACUCCGCUCGCCUUGUUCUCUCGGCGAUUCCAUCAAUUUCAUGGAGGAGCUCCGGUUGCGGUUCCGAAAGGGCUCGGUUCUUGCGGUGGCUCGCUCUCCCUGCACCGGCGGAGCUUGUGGUGCCGGCCAAUUGUAGCCGCCGCUGCCUCGCACGAUGAAUCGAAGCAUCCAGAGGUUGAGGUGGAGAAGGAAAAGGAAAAUGCCAAAGUGAAAGCUGAAGAAUCAGAAGAAGCUUGGAAGCAGACUCUAGCUUCUUUCAAAGAACAAGCUUUAAACCUGAAAAGUGUCUCUCAGGAAGCGUAUGAGAUAUACUCUGAGAAAGCAUUUGUAAUUUUGAAGGAAACGUCAGAGCAGUUGAAAAUACAGGGUGAUAAGGCAAUGUGUGAUUUGACUGAGGUAGCUAAAGAGAUCAGCGAAGAAGGUAAAGAAUUUAUCUCCACAGCCGCAAAGAAUUCUCCCGAGCCAGUGAAGGAAAUUGUUGAGACGUUCCAAACAUCAUCUGAUGAUCUCAAUGACGUCACAAAAAUCCGCGACUUUCAUGUUGGGAUACCAUAUGGUUUGGUUCUCUCUCUUGGUGGCAUCCUUUCCUUCAUGGUAACUGGAAGCACUGCUGCAAUUAGAUUUGGGGUUAUCCUUGGUGGUACUCUUUUGGCUUUAAGUAUUUCGAGUUUGAGAUCAUUUAAGCAAGGAGAAUCAUUUCCUUUGGCCUUGAAAGGGCAGGCAGCUAUUGCCAGUAUACUUUUUCUGAGGGAGGCACGCCUACUGACUCAGAGAUCAUGGAUUCCAUAUUUGUUGACAACCUUUGUCAGUGGAGGUAUUGUAGCUUUCUAUGUCUAUAGGAUUGUACAGAGUCGUAAACACCAAAAAGAUUCGAGCUUUGAAUGAGACAGAAAGUUGGAGUAUCUGCUAGCAAUGGAGAAGUAACUGGGGUGCUCCGGGCUAGUUGCUGAACUAAAGUUUCUCUGGUUAAACACCCGUGCAUCCAAAGCUGAUGGGAACAAGGCAUCAUGUGUUUGGAGUUUAGAUACUUGUUUUUCUUUUUGCAUUUUACCAUUGAUUUUAGUUGGGCAAACAUAUAGAUAUACUGUAAUAUGGUGUUCUUGGCCCCCCUUUUUUGAUAUUGAGAUGCUAGAACUAGUUGCUUGGCGUUUGCAUUCUGUUUCAUGGCCGUGUGUUUGAAGUUCUGUAUAACAUAACAGCUGGCUUGGACUGAAGCCGUUGCUCCACAGGCCAUAUCUCAUGUAACAUAUUUAACUCUUUGCGCUGGCUCAGCCACGGUGAAGAAAAGAAAUAAAGAUGUACCAUGAUUUCGAUGCAAGUGCAUUAG